Molecule: messenger RNA, 1871 nt
Organism: Tricharina praecox
Lineage: Eukaryota; Fungi; Ascomycota; Pezizomycetes; Pezizales; Pyronemataceae
Product: cysteine synthase B
Exons: 6
Coding region: 188-1753 (521 amino acids)
Cellular component (GO): cytoplasm
Molecular function (GO): cystathionine beta-synthase activity; cysteine synthase activity
Source: RefSeq, a predicted model, not a curated record
CGAAUGAUUUGGUCGUCGUGAAAUUUUGCGGCCAUAUCAAUGAUCGUCCAGCCCUGCAACCAAUGGCAUAAAUCAUACGGUAAUAUAAAGGAGACCCAUCUCCCCAUCUCCACAUCUCCUCAUCUCCUCAUCUCCUCAUCUCCCUAUCCUCAUCCAGCAUCUUCUCGGUCCCAAGUAAACAAGCACAAUGUCGGCCUCAAACCCUCUCAACGUCUAUACCGGCCGCGACUCACUGGUCAAAUACUAUGACCCCGACUUCCAGCCCCCAGUACCGCUCGUCGAGAUUCCAGACAGGUUGAACCCAUUCCGACAAGAUGGUGUGCGGAUAUACGCAAAGAUGAUGAGUUGUCUGCCGGCAAACAACGUCAAGUCGAUGCCGGCACUCAACAUGCUCCAGAAAGGAGUGACGCCACAGACCAAACGGAUAGUGGAAUUCAGCUCGGGUUCGACAGUUAUAUCGAUGGCACUGAUUGCUCGAACGGUCCACGGAAUCGACGAUGUCCACGCCUAUGCCAGCAAUAAGACGAGCGAGCCGAAGUUGAAACUUCUGCGCUUCUUUGGCUUGAACCUUACCCUCUUUGGAGGACCUGCCCAGCCAGACCCAACAGAUAGUCGGGGAGGAAUCUGGAGGGCCAAGACUGCCGCGCAGGGCGACGAUGGGAUUUUGAAUCCUGACCAGUACAAUAGCCCGGAUAACCCAGCCGCACAUGGUCGGUGGACGGCACCUCAAAUCAUGGCCCAGCUUCCACACAUCAAUGUCUUCGCCACUGGGAUGGGAACCUCUGGUACAUUGGCUGGCAUCGGAGCCCACAUCAAAAAAACCAAGCCUUCCGUUACCAUCGUAGGAGUUUGCACAGCCGCAGGCGACCGAGUACCAGGCCCUCGCUCGAAAGCACUCUUGAGCGACAGCUUCGCCUGGAGCGAGAUCAUUGACACCAUCGAGGAAAUCGAAUCUCCGCCCUCGUUCCUUCUCUCGCUGCAAUUGUCUCGCGAAGGACUCAUCUGCGGACCCUCAUCAGGGCUUAACUUGAAGGGUCUCUUGAACUUCCUGGAGAAGCGGAAUGCUGCUGGAAAGCUUAAUGACCUUGCUGGCGAGGAUGGAGAGAUCCACUGUGUUUUCCUGUGCUGUGAUCUGCCGUAUCAACAUAUGGAUGAGUACUACACAAAGCUGGGAGAGGAGCACUUCCCGCCCAUCACCAACAAGAACCUUCACAAAGUUGAUCUGUACCGAUAUGACGGCACCUGGGAGCUCGAGCCGGUCGAUGCCUUUGCACGCCUCUACCAACCAGCCGACACCAGCUACGACAGUGGUAUCUCGGAUUCGGACUCUUCCGACUCAGACCUCGACACCCCAAAGUAUAAAGAGAAAGCACUGAAAGCGCAGCCGGACGUGAUGGUGCUCGAUCUACGUGCCACAGCCGAGUUCAACAAGUGGCAUCUGCCCGACUCCAUCAACCUCCCGCUAUCCUCGUCGCGCAGUGGUACCGAUGCUCCGAGUCCCUUUGACGAUCCGAAGCUACUGGAAGAGCAGUGGCUCGAGUUGGAUAAGAUCUUCAGUCCCGAGGGAACACCGUUUUCAGCUGCGCUCUUGGCGGGUCUCCAGCGCAGGUUUGUCACGCUGGUUUGCAGCGACGGCGAUACGGCAAGGAUCGCAUCGAGCGUUCUAAGGGCGAAAGGAAUUGAGGCGUCGAGUAUAGCCGGGGGAGUGAGGAAGAUGCGGCCAAUGUUUAGAUCUGGUUUGGUUAAGGUAUAGGCCGGUCAAAAAGGUUGCUUGCCGGGGAUUAUUACUUUCUUUUGUUUCUAGAUGAAUAUACCAUGUUUGUUUUCUGAGUAAUCGUCGGGAAUUAGUAGCGAAUAUUUGGUCAUUCCUG